This is a messenger RNA of Gasterosteus aculeatus aculeatus (three-spined stickleback), 1578 nucleotides long. RefSeq lists its product as uncharacterized. Lineage: Eukaryota; Metazoa; Chordata; Actinopteri; Perciformes; Gasterosteidae. Gene Ontology annotation, molecular function: metal ion binding. The record is from RefSeq and is a predicted model, not a curated record.
GCAGGCGGCAGUGCGCGCGGUGACACUGGGGGAGCGGCGCACCGACUGAAUAGCAGCCGCUUACACAGGACCUUCAAUUCGGCGUUUAGCUCGUUCCUAAAGGAGAUGGGAAUGUUUAAAUAUUUCCCCGCGGUGUGACUUCAACGCAUUUAACCGUUUCCCGGAAGAUUACAGGAAACCGAGGAACAGUACCGGUGUGCGUUAAUCCAGAGGCCGAGCCGAGCCGCUAACGUUAGCUAGCGUAGCCAUGAGCUCCCUGGUGGGCUACGGAGUGUCCUCCGAGUCCGACAGCGACGGGGACGCGGAGUACGCGAACUAUGGGGGCGCUUGCAGUUUACUGGGCGGCGAGUCGUCGACUGCCAGAAAACCCCGCAACUUCCUGCUGGAGUCCGGUUCCGCGUCCAGCGGGUCCGAACCAGAGGCCGAGCACGCGGGACUCCCUUCGUCGCCCGCGCACCCCCGCGCACCGGCGUCCUCUGUGGCAUUCCGGCCCACCGCGCCCUCCUCGCUCCCGAGCCCCCUCGCCUCCCACAAGCUGCCUCCCCCCUCCCUGAACACCUCCUCCGACAGCGGCGUGUUCGCGAAUCCCUUCAAGGCGCAGGCGGACCGGAAGCUCUGCGCUCUGCAGAAGCACGUCCCGCUCACGAUGCAGGCCAAACCCUCGGAGAUCGGGGGUAAGAAGGUGUGCGUGUCCUACAGGAAGAACGGACGGUGCCGCUUUGGGAUCAAGUGCAAGUUCGCCCACGACAGUGACCUCCAGACGGACCGACAACCGGCCGCGAGCGACGGGACGCCCGGUUCGGAUCAGGCCGAGUGCCGCGCAGGGGGAUCCCAGGACCUCCGGCAGACUAAGGAGCAGGAGGAAGGGUCCGCGGGGCGGCAGGGGAGGAAGAGGAAGGUCGGACUGAGUGACACCUUGACUCCUCCUAAGCGAGCAAUGAAGCAGUACGUCACGCAGAGGGGCAGAGAGCAGCUCAACAUGUCCUGAUGGGUCCAGAUGGGCCUCAUAGCAGUUGUCCUCUCCCGUAGAGACGUCCCCUUCGCAGUAAGGGGACCAGAGAUAGGGACUCAGGCACACAGCAGCGUUACACCCGAAAGACACGCUUUUCAUCCCACUGAAACGUAACCGUUGCAGCUGGAGACGGCCGGUGGGGGUUCCUCGGGUUUAUUUGAUUCCGUGUUCGUUCACGUCAGUGAAUAUACACUUUGGGUCAAUGUUGAUUUUUAUUUCCAUAAGUGAAUAGUUGUGUUUGCUCUACCACACAUCCUAAAUCACAAGCCAGAGGAGGUGCAAGUUGGGUUUUGACAACGAGGUUCCUACACAGCUUUGCUUAUCAAAUCACAUGACACUUUUAAUAAGUCGAGCGCCGACUGAGCUUGUCUGUUAUUUUACGGGUUUGUGUGCGUGAUCUACAGCAUCCUGGGGUGUGAGUAGUGUAUAUACAUUAGGUGUUGGUGUAGUGGCACUUUUUACACCUGUAAAACUUUUUCUUUUUAGGCUUUCAAAUGUUUCUUUUGAGAUUGUUUGACAUUUUCUUUUAACUUUUCCAAACAGCAAUAAAUCUGGAAAAUAAAAAA